Corythoichthys intestinalis (scribbled pipefish) is the source of this 10901-nucleotide messenger RNA. It is a transcript of the gene atp11b, whose product is annotated as ATPase phospholipid transporting 11B. Gene Ontology annotation, molecular function: ATP hydrolysis activity; ATPase-coupled intramembrane lipid carrier activity; magnesium ion binding. Bases 6125 to 9715 code for a protein of 1196 amino acids. The transcript is spliced from 30 exons. Gene Ontology annotation, cellular component: endoplasmic reticulum; recycling endosome; plasma membrane. NCBI's taxonomy places the organism in Eukaryota, Metazoa, Chordata, Actinopteri, Syngnathiformes, Syngnathidae. The record is from RefSeq and is a predicted model, not a curated record. Gene Ontology annotation, biological process: phospholipid translocation.
UAGAGCUGUCAAAAUAAAUGAUUACUCGAGGUGAAUAAAAUUACUCGUAUCAGUUUUUAAACUCGAGUUGCUCGAGUAUUCGUUCCAGCUCUAAUAUAUAUUUUAAAAAAUGUAAUUAAAGAUUAUUUUUGUUUCAGUUGCACAUGCAAAUGCAGUACAGACUGCAGUAUAAAGUGGUUGCAAUCGCCUGUCAUCUCACAUGUUGAUUUCGGCCUGAAAAAUCUAUCCAAAGCUUAUUUCUAUUUAGCAACAAAUUAAAAAUUAUCCCUAUUGCACUGGUUGCAUUUUUUCAUAUAGGCUAGGUUCAUACUGCAGGCCGUAACAAAUCUGAUUUUUCUUCAUAUCUGUAUUUUUUUCAGACUGCAUUUUCCAAUGAGCCCGUAAAUGUAGUACACAUGCGCACUAACUCGCAGUCCGACACACGCUGAGCAAACUGACCCACAUGCACAGAAGCAUCAAAACAAAUGACGACACAUGCUGGCUCUACGUCAUCCUAGGGUGAUCACAUUUUGAUUUCCAAAAAGAGGACACAAAUAACAGCAUGGUUUUCCAUAGGAUUUUUUGAAGCUGUGGUGGUGGUGGGCUACAUUGGAGUCAGACAGUCCCAACAUGUUGUGCCGUGGCGAAAUUGCUUUAUAUCACUUUCUAUAAAGAACCACAACAAAUAUCUAUUUGAAAUAUUUCGUUAACCAGGCUAAUGUCUUAGAUCUCGUUACAUGUACGUAAAAUCGUAGAUGAUUACAGCUACUUACAUCUCAUAGUCCUUUUUUCUUUUUCUUUAUUUGGCCCUAAUACAUUCUACAUUACCACAAACAAUAAUUGUCCGUCUGUUAACGGACCACUGUCCGUUGACCACUUAAAUCUUUUCUUUAUACGUCAAAAUACUCAUCUGAAAUUACAACCAGUGAUAUCAGCAACAAACACAUGCUAUGAUAAUACGCGAAGAUCCGGUUUAAACCAGUGGUGUCCAAACUAUUCCACAUAGGGCCGCAGUGGGUGCUGGAUUUUAUUCCAACAAUACCAGACGACACCUUUUCACCAAUCUGGUGUCUUACAAGUGUAUCAGUUGAUUGCAGUCAGGUGCUACUUGUUUUAGCAAAAACUUCAUUCGAUAAACUGUCUGUGUGUGAUUGGUAGGAACAAAAACCAGGACCCACAGCUGCCCUUGAGGACAGGUUUGGACAUGCCUGGUUUAAACACAUACCAUAAAGAACUUAAACGUUAUGUCAUUGUCAAUAUUAAGGUCGUUUUCACAGGCUUAAACCAGAAUUAUAUUCUGUAACUUGAAAUACCUUUCUGUGGAUUUUUCUCCCACUUUCCAACUUCGCACCAGUAUAGUCAGGCACAAGCUUGGAACAGGAGAACCGAUGUGAUUUUAAAAAUAAAGCGUGUAAAGGAACAAUUUUAUUCGACGUGCUGUUUCAGACGACUUCUAGCUAAUAGUGUAUAAAUAGUGAGCUGCAAAUAUUCAUUGAGACAUUGUACUGCCCAAAACAGUACGUUUCCUUAUGCACUGCCUGACAGCCAGCCAACACUGAACGUAUUGUACUUCAAUGAACAACAAGGCUUGGUCAUACACAUGUUUAAUACUCAAUACAUUACAAACUAUACAACACACUUACAUACACAACUAUUAUAUAGAUAUCACAGCUUGCUUGAGCUACUACUAGCCUUAAGCACAGGCUGGCUUUUAUAAUACAACAACAAGACUUAAGAAGUUUUGUACAUAUGACUUUUUCUCUACAGAGGUAUGCAUAUACUGCGCAUCAAUAGGUUACUGUAAAAGUAAAAUGUUUACAGACAUAUAUUCCUGAGGUGGGAACUUAGCAGAAAGCACUCACGAUUGUCAAUGCGACCGAUAGACACACCACCGUGCAAGUUGUGAGCCAAACUGUCACAAAAUGGACGCAGUUAAUUAUUUAGACCGACAGGUGUCAGCAACGGACUGCAAAAGGUCAAAUGUCCACUUUUCUGCGACCUGUUCCGUUCAGACUGUCGGAUUAAUGCCUGACUGGAGUCGGAAAUUAUGAAAAAAAUCGGAUUAGUGCAUUAAGACCUGCGGUAUGAACCUAGCCAUAGUAACACAAUCACAUUCCUAUUUUUGUUAAACAAAUAGCCACUGAAUUCUAAACACUCUUGGCCUCUCCGAUUCAAGACAAUUUGAGAGCAAAUGAACCACCUUGAAGAAGCUUCAAUUGGCCAUCACCGCUCAAUCGCUCACUUUCCUUGAAAUACACAGAAAACCCCUGCUGCCACCUGCUGUCAACGCUGUUGUUGUUCCUAAAUAUUGCAACUUGUGCCUCAUGCCUCCCAGCAUGCAAUGCAGUGCAGAGGAUAUAGAUAAUGUUCAAAAUUAAUGUUCUAUGCUAAUUAUUUCUUUAGAGACUGUUCCAAUUCUUUCAGAAAGACUGCGGAUUCAUCUUAUUUUGUGGAUUAUUUCGUUUAUUUUUCGCAUCAUGCCAGCCCAAUGUGCUGCAGGCUUUUGUUGCUGCACCAGGUGGAGGCGUGUGAGCCUUUUUGGGUUUCAAAAAGUUCCCGUUCCCCGCUGAUAAUGGCCAAAACAAGUCCAACAACUAGGAAGUGAGUAAACUACGUGUUUUAUAUUGUGUCAAAUACUGGGAUCAUGGCACACGUUUUAAUAAGGAGGUGGCUUGCAUUUUGUGAGUGACAAAGCUCCUUGUCCGCUGAGAAGACACUCGGCCGACGACCGGCGGCUUUUCACAAACCAUGGUCACUUCCACCCCCUCCGUCCUAUUCACGUGCCCGCCAAGAAUGCGGUUUCCUCGGCUUGGCUACGAGCAGCCCCCGCUCCGACGUCGGCCGGUUUGGCUGGCCGAUCCAGCCCGCUUGGUCCUAUUCGUGUGCCCGCCGAGAAUGCGCUUUCCUCAGCUUGGCCACGAGCAGCCCCCUGCUCCGACGUCGGCCAUUUUGUCCACCGAGAAUGGGUUAUUUUCGACGUUCAUUCCCAGCGACGAGCAUUGCCAGCCCACUGUGGCCGCGGCAGAAAGACACUCUUUCCUCUGUCUCCAAAGCCAGGGCAAGGAAAUGACAAAAGCCAGACUAACUCCGGUGGCAUAAAAUACCGUUCGGGAGAGGAAGACGUUGGCAGUUUUGACCAUUAUACAGUAAUUUUGGCCUAUCGUACUGAAUAAAUGCAUUUUUAAUAUUUCAUAUUCCAUUUAGCACAAGACUGUUAUUUGUCAUGACCAAACCAUUUAUUUAGCAAUUGAGGAAAAUACUUGGAUAAAAAUAAUAUCCUAUAAAAAUAUUGGAGAGAUUGAAACAAUCAUGACAUUUUACUCCUCUCUGUCGUAUUUUCCUCAUUCUGAAUCUUCCCCCUCAAUGGGCUGAAUACUAAAUCAGAUGAAAUCGUGACCCUGCCGACCUCACCAUCCAGCUGGGGGACGCUAGGGCGCUUUACUGACAGGCGGGUUUUAACGGCAGAUUAGAAGACUAAUUUCUCGCCAUCCGCGCUUUGCCAAAUUGUUGUAUAUAGUCGAAUCGUAUGAAAAUAGAAUUCUAAUUCACAUAAUAAUGUAAUUUAAGAUUUUUUUUAUGCCGUCACAGACACGUUAAGGAAAAAAAAACAAAAACAACGCACCGCGCUAAAGUUCAAAACAGCAAAUAAAACAGGUAUAAUCUGAAAACAUUAAAACCCUUAAAAUAAAACCAAGCUACUCUGGUCUGAAGAAAAAAUAGGUCUAAAAAGGUGGGAUUUUAACCGUGGUUAAAGACCUACUUUAACCAUUGUGUUGUGAACUUAAUAAUUGCAAGCAGUAAAAUUUACUUAAUAAAAAUAGUGCAAAUUGUUACAAUGAUUCUAUCAAGUAAAUCCACCAGUCAUGUUUUUUCAGUGUAGAUUCGUAAUGGUGCGGAUUUCAUAGGGAAAGCUAUUCCACAACCUGGAGGCAGCAACUGCAAAAAAUCGGCCACCCCACUGUUUAAUUCUCAACCUUGGAAUGUGCAAAAGAAGCUAGCCGGUAAAAUUAUAUCGCGAUUCACUUUUUCAAACUUGAUGCGUAUCGUGACGUUUUUAUAUCACGAUAAAUUGUCAAUACUUUGUCCCAGAUCUACAGUAGCUCCAACUUUGUUGGAAUCUGGUAUGUAAAUUUUAAUAAAAAACCAAACCUUCUUCAAAUAGUUAUAUUUGAUUAAUCAAAUGUUCACUAGAGUAAUUAUUAAAAAAAAAAAAAAAAACUUGUUGUGACAGCCCUAAUAAAAUCUUUAAUAGUAUAACGCUGGAAUUCUGUUUUCUUGUGCGUCACUCUAAUUUUGGGAAAACACCCCGUUCUCUCAUUGUGGCCUAUCUUGUGACUUUAAUUUGAUCAGCAAUGAGAUAUUGUGCCCAAGAAAAACAGCCAGAGAGAGAUAGAAUGUGUGGCUGAUGACAUGUCAAUCACUUCUUGUACACUCAUGGACACACUGAAGCAGCCACAUCACCGUGAAAUUACACUAACCCAUUUUGUCUUUGCCCCACACACACAAUGAUGAUCGAUUUUUUUUUUAUUGCUCUUGUGAAAUUAAAGUGCAAUUCUGCAUAGUUUUAAGAAACACUCGGGAAUUUUAUUUUGUAUUCGCAUUUAAUGCUCUUUUGAAAGUGCAAUCUUGGCAAGAUUUAUUCAGCAACACAUUAAAUGUACUUAAUCCAAUUACUCGUUUGAACUAACUAAUUAAUAGAUUAAUCGAUUACUUAAAUAAUUGGCAGCUGCAGCCCUACUUGUCACAAUACCCAAAUUCUAAUUUUGAUACAAUACCACAGGAAAAACGAAAUCCCCCCAAAUAAAAAAAAAAUAUAUAUAAAUAAAAUAUAAAAUAAAAAAAGCCUGAAUGAUCUAUCGUUUAAACAUCGCCAUCGCAAUGUGUGCAUGCGCGAUAGUCCCAUCGCAAGGACGUGCGAUAGUUUUUUGUUGUUUUUUUUUUCCAAUCCACAAACCUUUGAUCUGCUUCAUUCGCUCGCACAGCCUCUCUCACCCCCUUUCCCAGCUCUCAGUCACUGCGGCACUUGCUUAUUAAAGUUAACGAUGGCUUUGAUCUGGCCAAAGAAGCCGGGCAGCAAUCUGUCAAUCAUCGUUUAACUUGUUAAACAGUUUCUGCAAAGAAGCGCGGGCUGGAAUGAAUGUGUGUGUCUGUGGGGGGAGAAUGUGGAGACGUUCGAGACAUAUAAAAUAAACGCCAGAAGUGAUUAUGAGGAGUUUGUCAUUUCUACAUGUCACUCCAAGAGUCACAGCCAUGUUAGGUAAACAGAAGCAUUUAAUAAAGCCAAGCAUUUUUCUACUACAGUACUUUAUUCUUGUUUAAAAAUGAUUCAGUGAGACAGUUAUCUUUAAAACUGAUCAUAAUUAUUACAUUUGAAGUGCUUAAAUAGCAUUUGUAUAUAUAUACAUUUGUUAAAAUCAUACUUUGGGGGAAAAAGUGAGAAAAAACAUGUAUGUUAUCUCUCAUCUGACCAAAGUACAUGGUCCCAGGUGUAUUUUUGUGUGAGACCAAGAUUGAGCUUUUUGGCAACAAACACUCUAAGUGGGUCUGGUCUGAGUCCAGGCGUUUUGCUUUGCUGCGUGCAUUCGCACAUUGACGUGACUCCUCAUCGUCACUCUAAUAACUGCAGCAGCUGGGGAAACCUCAAUGCCGUCCGUGGAAUAAAAUCAAUAAUAAAUAUUGGUGGAAACGGAUUACGCUACACAAGCACUUCAUUAUUCUUGUUGUUAACACUUGUGUAUGUAAAUCUGAUGUUGGUAGAUUGUUUUUUUCUUGGAGCUGAAAUGCACCAAAGCAUUUUUUAUUUUUUACAUAGCGUUUUGACAGUUGCUGUCAUAUUUUCGGAAUCAAAGCACUGUGUACCGGAACAGCAUUCCGGCCCUUAAUCUUAUACCGGAACUGCGUUCCUGACCGUUCUGGCCCACUUUCACCCCUGAUUAUUUUUAAUAUAGUUUGUGUUUUAUUUAAGACUAACAAUGUAUUGCAUUUCAACGGGGGAUUUAUUUGGAUGUAUUGUCCCUACAUUCGUGGUUAAAUUGGUUAAAAAAAAUGACAAUAAUACCGCAUAUCGGCAAUAUUUAGCCUACUAAAAUUUGUUAACGCGAUAGGCGUACGAAUACAUUUGAGUUUGUAUACAGUAUUCAGGAAAAUGUGUGACGUCUACUUUAUUUAUGAUUGUAUCGUAAGGAGUCUCAUGCCUUUUACUUCUCCUGUUCUAUAUUCUCCCUCUCUCUCUCUCCGUCAAUUCCAGGGCUUUGAUCCCCCUCAUCAAAGUGACACUAGGACAGUUUAUGUAGCAAACAGAUUCCCCCAGCAUGGCCACUACAUACCUCAACGUUUUGCUGACAACAGAAUCAUAUCAUCAAAGUAUACGAUUUGGAAUUUCAUCCCCAAGAAUCUGUUUGAGCAGUUCAGGAGGAUAGCCAAUUUCUAUUUUCUCAUCAUCUUUCUCGUACAGUUAAUGAUCGACACCCCUACUUCCCCAGUCACAAGCGGUCUGCCUCUUUUCUUUGUGAUCACAGUAACUGCCAUUAAACAGGGCUACGAGGACUGGCUGAGACACAAGGCUGACAAUGAGGUGAACGGGGCUCCUGUGUUUGUUGUUCGCAGCGGAAGCCUGGUUCAGACAAGAUCCAAAAACAUCAGGGUGGGGGAUAUUGUACGUGUGGCCAAAGAUGAGACAUUUCCAGCUGAUUUGGUGUUGCUAUCAUCCGAUCGAUCAGAGGGUACCUGUCAUAUUACCACUGCCAGCCUCGAUGGAGAGACUAAUCUCAAGACACACUACUCAGUGGCAGAAACCGCUAUAUGCCAGUCCGUAUCCCAACUGGAGACCCUGCAGGCUGUAGUGGAGUGUCAGCAACCAGAAGCCGACCUGUACAGGUUUGUCGGACGAAUAACAGUGACUCACAAUGGGGAAGACAUUGUCAGACCACUUGGUCCUGAGAACUUGUUGCUACGAGGGGCCAGGUUGAAAAAUACCAAAGAGAUAUUCGGUGUUGCAGUUUAUACGGGGAUGGAGUCAAAAAUGGCACUCAACUAUAAAUGCAAGUCCCAGAAACGAUCUGCAGUUGAGAAAUCUAUGAAUACCUUCUUAAUCAUCUACCUUGGGAUCCUGCUCUCCGAGGCAGUCCUCAGUACCAUUCUGAAGUAUGCCUGGCAAGCUGAAGAGAAAUGGGACGAGCCUUUCUACAACCAAAAGACUGAUCAAGAGAAAAACAGCAGCCCGAUCUUGAAAUUCAUCUCGGACUUCCUGGCAUUCCUGGUUCUCUACAAUUUCAUCAUUCCCAUCUCACUUUAUGUUACUGUGGAAAUGCAGAAGUUCCUUGGCUCCUUUUUCAUAGGAUGGGAUUUAGACCUUUACCAUGUGGAGAGUGACCAGAAAGCUCAGGUCAACACCUCAGACCUUAACGAAGAACUUGGACAGGUGGAAUAUGUGUUUACUGAUAAGACUGGCACAUUAACAGAAAAUGAAAUGCAAUUCCGGGAGUGUUCGAUCAGCGGAAUCAAAUAUCAAGAAGUUAAUGGCAAACUAGUGCCAGAGGGUCGAACUGAUGAUUCACCAGAUGACUCUGCACCUACUUUGGUUGGAGAUGAAUUGUUAUUUCUCAAAGCAGUGUCACUGUGUCAUACAGUCCAGAUCAGCUAUGACCAACCAGACUGCCUCUCUGGGGCUGCAGACCCAUUUUCGCAUGUUAAUGGAUUUUCAUCUAAUGAAAUGGAAUAUUAUGCUUCUUCACCAGAUGAGAAAGCUUUAGUAGAAGCAGCAAAAAGACUUGGUGUGACGUUCACUGGUAUCAGAGGUGAUACAAUGGAAAUAAAAACAUUCGGCAAACCAGAAAAAUAUAAAUUGCUCCAUGUGUUAGAGUUUGAUGCAAAUCGCAGAAGAAUGAGCGUCAUACUAGAGACUCCGUCAGGUGGCAAAGUGCUGUUUACCAAGGGAGCAGAGUCAUCCGUUCUUCCUUUCGCAUCUAGUGGUGAGAUAGAAAAGACGAGAGUCCAUGUAGACGAGUUUGCCUUGAGAGGGUUACGGACCUUGGUGGUGGCAUGUCGGCACUUCAGUCCACAGGAGUAUAUUGAAGUGGACAAGUUUUUGAAAAGUGCCCGCACUGCGUUGCAGCAGAGGGAGGAGAGACUACAAGAGGCCUUCAGUUACAUUGAAAAAGACCUACAAGUCCUUGGGGCAACAGGGGUGGAAGACAAGCUUCAAGACAAAGUUCAGGAGACAAUUGAGGCUCUGCGCCUAGCAGGCAUCAAAGUUUGGGUGCUGACAGGCGACAAACAUGAGACGGCAGUCAGCGUCAGCCUGUCCUGUGGUCACUUCCACAGGACCAUGAACGUCCUGGAGCUCCUGCAGCAGCGCUCUGACAAUGAGUGUGCUGAGCAGCUCCGUAGACUGGCUAGAAGGAUAAAAGAGGACCAUGUCAUUCAGCAUGGAUUGGUUGUGGAUGGAGCCAGUUUAUCUUUAGCAUUGAGGGAACAUGAAAAGCUCUUCAUGGAAGUUUGUAAAAACUGUACAGCUGUGCUUUGCUGCCGCAUGGCCCCACUGCAGAAAGCAAAGGUGGUGCGUCUUCUAAAAAGCUCUCCAGAGAAACCAAUCACCUUAGCUAUUGGAGAUGGAGCCAAUGAUGUCAGUAUGAUUCAAGAAGCCCAUGUUGGCAUUGGAAUAAUGGGAAAAGAAGGUCGCCAGGCCGUGAGGAACAGUGACUAUGCAAUUGCUAGAUUUAGAUUUCUGGCAAAACUUCUGCUGGUCCACGGUCACUUCUACUACAUUCGAAUAGCUACCCUUGUACAAUACUUUUUCUACAAGAAUGUGUGUUUUACUACGCCCCAAUUUUUAUACCAGUUCUUCUGCCUGUUUUCACAACAAACUCUGUAUGACAGUGUUUAUUUAACACUGUACAACAUCUGCUUUACCUCACUGCCCAUCCUGGUGUACAGUCUGUUUGAACAACUUGUUCAUCCACAUGUUCUUCAGAGUAAACCAGUCCUGUACAGAGACAUCAGCAGGAACGCUCUGUUAUCUUUCCGGACGUUCCUGUAUUGGACUAUCUUAGGAUUCUCUCAUGCAUUUGUCUUUUUCUUUGGAUCCUACAUACUAAUGGGCGAAGACACCACACUAAUGGGCAAUGGACAGAUCUUGCGAGCUAACAGGCAACUGAUGUUUGGUAACUGGACAUUUGGAACGUUGGUCUUUACAGUCAUGGUCAUUACUGUCACUUUAAAGCUUGCAUUAGAAACUCAUUUCUGGACAUGGAUAAACCACUUCGUGACCUGGGGCUCAAUAGCAUUCUAUUUCAUUUUCUCUCUGUUCUACGGAGGAAUCAUCUGGCCAUUCCUACACACCCAGGAUAUGUAUUUUGUAUUUGUACAACUGCUGUCCAGUGGCUCUGCCUGGUUUGCUAUCAUCAUCAUUGUCAUAACAUGCCUCUUUCCUGAUGUGGUGAAGAAGGUUUUCUACCGUCAUCUACGGCCCACCAGCACACAGAAAAGUCAGUCUUUAUCAGCCCAGCAGGCCCAGGCCCUCAGCUGUGUGGAGUCCUUGUGCUGCUACCAACAUGGGCAGAGCGGCUGUUCCCGCCUGGCCCGCCUCCUGGAACAAAUGACUGGACAUUGCCCAACCACCAGCAACCACUGUGACGCAUCCAGCCGCAGCAACAGGUGUUGGAGCGACACGGACAAUUUCUACUCCAACGAUCGGAGUAUCCUGACGCUGUCUCCGAUCGAGGUCACCCACUGCUGACCGGCCUCACCCCCCACCCAACUCUUCGUACCUGCCCUCAGCUUACUUAACUCGAAGUCUAUUGCAGAAGCGGGACUCGCUCAGCCGGAGCCGCAAAUGAAACCAAAGGUCGUUCGGCCAACUGAACGGUUGACGCUCCUCAGCGCGAGAACUUUGGAGGAGUCGAUGCUGCUUGAAGGACAUAUUGCACACUCCGUUAGAAAUCUGAUGAACGUUUGGUCCUUGACGUCCAGCUUACUAGUACACUCUUCAUAUUUACUAGCAAGACAAUUCAGCACUCUAGCAAUGACAGUGCGCUGAUAGAACUGUCUUCUAUUCAAAAGCCGAGAAUGAGCUUUAGCUGAUAGUAUUAACAAAGUGCUAGAUAUUAGCUUGUUUGACAUGCGUAGUACUACUGGAGCGCUACUUGAAGUGAAUUGUUCUAGUGUGAUGAAUUGUCCUACAAGUAAGGAGAAAGAUUGUUCUAGUAAGAAGUACUAUGUCAAUGAAGUCUGGGAGAAUUCGCUUGGAUCGAGUCUCUUCCAAAAACUAAGGUCACCUUUGCUGCUCUCUUGCCACUGCAAGCUGCACUUUCAUGUUUUGUCAAGUUUUCCAAAUGGACCAAAGCCCACCUCCGUGAGGUUGCCCCCCCAAUCAGACGCAAAUUUAGAGAACAGUGUCAUUUGUUUUUGCUAGGUUUGUGCUGCUAUCAUUUUUGAGAUAUUAACAAUUCUUUUAUAGCUCAAUCUGAGGACAACCGGUAAAAAUUGGCAAAAAAAAUGGUGUCGGUCAUUUGUGCUACAAUCGUUCUUGAGAUUAAUUUCGAGUAAUGAUGUCACGCGGUCCCCCCAUUUAUUGCAAAAUGGAUGUUUGUGCUCAUUUGUGCUGUAAAAAUUUUGUUUGUGCUAUCGUUUUUGAGCUACUGAUUUUGAGUGAUGACGUCAAUUGCAGCCUCUCAGUCACGGCUGACGGAGCGUACCAACUCGCUCUCAAUAACAGAGGGGUGUCCCAACAACUAGCGCAAACAUAGCACAAAUAAAUGGCACCCCUUUAGGUACAUUUUGCAGUAAAUUUGGGGAGAGGAGGGUGCGGGUCACGUAUUAUUUACUGCAAAAUGGACCCGAAGAGGUACCAUUUGUUUGUGCUAGGUUUGUGCUGCUAUUGUUUUUGAUGUAUUAACAAUUCUUUUAUAUAACUCCUAGCAAAA